Messenger RNA from Cavia porcellus (domestic guinea pig), 1536 nucleotides. Its product is annotated as protocadherin gamma-B1. Gene Ontology annotation, biological process: homophilic cell-cell adhesion. Gene Ontology annotation, cellular component: plasma membrane. The record is from RefSeq and is a predicted model, not a curated record. Lineage: Eukaryota; Metazoa; Chordata; Mammalia; Rodentia; Caviidae. Gene Ontology annotation, molecular function: calcium ion binding.
CGUCAUAGAACCGACAAAGGCAAUCUGUCCCACUCCUCCUGCAUCAAUGUCACAUUUUACAUCGCUGAUGUCGAUGACAACGCUUGUGUUUCCCACGGAGCAGUCUAUGAGGUCCCUAACUCCAAGAACAACCUUCCCAGGCUCUCCAUCGCUCAAGUCAGUGCUUGGGGCCCUGAUUUGGGACCCAACGGCAAGGUCUUCUAUUCCAUGGUGGCCAUCGUGGCGAGCAACCUGGAACCUAGAACGCUGUCCUACGUGUCCGUGAGCGCACAGAGUGGAGUGGUGGUCGCGCAGCGCGCCUUCCAGUUCACGCUGCAGGCCCGCGACCACCGCUCGCCCGCGCUCAGCGCCAACGUGAGCCUGCGCGUGCUGGUGGGAGACCUCAACGACAACGCGCCGCGCGUGCUGUACCCCGCGCUGGCGCCCGACGGCUCGGCGCUCUUCGACACGGUGCCGCGCGCCGCGGAGCCCGGCUACCUGGACAAGGUGGUGGCGGUGGACGCUGACUCGGGGCACAGUGCCUGGCUGUCCUACCACGUGUUACAGGCCAGUGAUCCAGGACUUUUCAACCUGAGACUGUGCAAGCGAAGUGCAUACGGUGUGUGCUUUGAGCGACAGGGAUGUGGGUGCCACCACCUGUUGGUCGCAGUGCAAGAUGGAGGUCAGCCUCCUCUUUGAGCCACCCGUGCCACGCAGCACCUGAUCUUUGCUGAUAGCUUGUAAGAGGUUCUAUCCAACUUUUGGCCACCACUCCGCGGAGUUCAUUACCACAGGCUGAUCUGCAGUAGUGGCCUUGUCCUCAGUCUCUGCUUUGUUCCUGUUUGUUCUGGCUUUGGCUGUAUUGCCGUGCCUUCCACCCGCCUCCAACCCCACGCUUAGGGACUGCGUUCAGCCUGGUCUGUGCUCCAGGCCUGUGCCUGUGUUUCUCACUAAUUCCUGAAAAGGAACUUAGCCUUAUUCCUACAAUCUGCAUCACCUUCCUCAAAGAGUCGGUUUAUAUUCUUCAAUAUAAUGCCCACAGAUGCUCAACCACAAGCUCUUCUAUACAAUACAGGUUCUUGGCUUGAAAGUGACAGUAAUGACAUUCCAAACAUUACCUCUUACUCAAUGAACUUUCAGCAGGUGCAUUUCUUUACAUCUUUCCUCCAUAAAUAUAAUUAAUUCUCAAUUAACUUACAGUUAAAAGGUAUAGAGAUAAAAUGUGUCUUUAUUUCAUUGUUUUUUACAGUAUGAAUUUUUUUUCUGGAGACAGAGAAUAGGCCUGGGAAGUCAUUUGUAAACAACUAUUACAGUUGUUCUUUUAUGGGAAGUCUCCUUGUGAAAAAGAAAAAAAAACUUUUCUUCUUGAAAUCUUUGUCAGUCCUAAAACAAGACAAUCAGAAACAUCUUUUAUGCAGUAGUAUCUCACUGUCAUUGAGAUAUCUAUCUUCAAUUAAAUGCUACUAUAUACAGUUAAAAGAUUUACUGCCUUUCAGUGCAAUCCAUCCCAAAAUAUAUUAUAUACAAUAUAUAAUAAACAUUAAACAUUAGCCUGUA